Pectinophora gossypiella (pink bollworm) is the source of this 4796-nucleotide messenger RNA. RefSeq names its product mucin-2. The coding region runs from base 259 to 4530 and encodes 1423 amino acids. The transcript is spliced from 5 exons. Gene Ontology annotation, molecular function: serine-type endopeptidase inhibitor activity. The record is from RefSeq and is a predicted model, not a curated record. Lineage: Eukaryota; Metazoa; Arthropoda; Insecta; Lepidoptera; Gelechiidae.
UUCUCCCGCCGGACCGACCUCACGCGACGAUAACCACGUUCUAAAAUCAUAAUUCAAAUUUAAAUUUAAAAAAGACUAUUACAAUCUUUUUCGUCUUCUCUCGUGCAGUUCGAUAUGUUUUUAUUUUUCUGAACUCCGCUAAACAGUUUUGCUGCCAGUGUUUUUACAGAAGCGACUGCCUGUCUGACCUUCCAAACCCGUGAAGGGAAAACCAGCCCAAUACAGUUUCAGGAGUUGGAGAGUGUAUGGGAGCUCAAGAUGAGAGCGUUAUUGUGUCUGCUGCUCGCCUCCGGAUGCGUGGUGGCUGAUGAAAGCGAAAAUAGGCGUUCCAAGCUGCCCUACAUCGCUGAUGCAGUGGGGAACACCCUACCUCCGCCCUCUAACGGACCAGCCACCGUCGGGAGCCCCGUCAACCUCCUUACGCCAGAUCGCUACGAAUUCUACACCUUCGACGAAUCUGGUGAACUUGUCAAACGACUGAUGACGUUAGAAGAAAUACAAGCCAUAGUCGCCGCAGGUGAAGAAACCGAAGGACUUGUAACAUUCGCUAAUGAAAACCAACCUACAAUAGCGUUUAACUUCAGCCAACCACCAUACACAAAAGUUCAUAGCGUAGUAACAAACGUACAGAAUGUUCUCAAAGCUCAAAUGGAAGCUCACAAAAACAAACCACAAACCCAACCCACCCUUGACACACCUGAUGUUUCAGACUCUUGGAGCUUGAUUUUACCUUCAAUAUUCGGCAACACUGGUGUUGACAUUGUUCCUGAUAAAUCUUCUGGUACAUUCACAACUCCUGAAACAGAAACUAUUGAAUUGGAUCAUCCAAUAGAGGAUAAUUCUCUCAGUAAAGAAGGCAGUAAUCAAAUUCUAAGUAGUCCUACUACGAGUGCUGAUGAAAAUAUAAAAGAACACCCAGUAACUGAAAAAUUGACUUCCGCUACUGAAGCACCUAAAAUUACUACAAGUUCUACAACAACAACACGUAAACCCACGACGACUAUAACAACGACUACAACUGCUAAACCUUUGUCUACAACUACAAAAUCUACAACUACAGCAAAACCCACUACAACAGCCAAACCGACUACUGCGGCUAAGCUGACCACUACUACAGUAAAACCUUCGAGCACUACUAAUAAACCCACUACAGUUAAACUACGUACUACUGUCACUACAACCACAAGUCGUCCAAGAACCACGUCGACUACUAGCAAACCUCGCCAAUCAACUACUACAACAAUUAAGCCAACAACUAAGAUUGUUAGAACAACCGCAGUACCAACAACAGCCAAACCAAUCUUAACUACAAAGAAAUAUUCCACUACACUUAAAGAUAAUGAAGUUAACUUCACAAGAAUUCAAAUUCAAACCGUAUCCAAUACUGCACCUUCGUCCGAAAAACCUACCGUUCAGUAUGAAAAAAUAAGCACUUUUAUUCCUAUUUCCACAGCGGCUUAUGUGACAGAAAGGCCAACGCAAAAAACAGUCCAAACCACUAAACGGCCCAGUUUAAGUACUACCAAGAAAUCCGUGCCGAGUACUACGAAAAUUCCUUCAACGACUACUGCUGUACCUCAGCCUCCAAUCACGACUUAUAAACCAUCUAUCAGUACUGCAGCGUACGUAUCUUCAACAACUAAUGAUGAUAGCGAAAAAUUCAAUGUCACUACAGUCACAACACAAUCAGUAUCUCCAUCAACAACAGUAUCAUCUGAAUUUGUGUCCAUUGGGCAAGUUUCUCCGUCGACUGAAAAAAAACCUACAGUGACUGAAACAAAUACAAACAACAUCAGACAAAAUGAACCAGAAAUACCACUAUUUGACGUAGCUCAAAGUAUAAGCCAGAUAGCUUCUGACCUUGGUGGAAAUUACAGACCAUUACCUACAUCCAGUGAUUUACUUGAUACUACUAAAGUAAAUGAUAUGAAUUUAGAAAGUAAAGAAAAUAUGGAGAUAGAUAUACCUGUAGAAGGUGAUAAGGUAACUGACAUUAAAAAUGUGGAAUCAGAAGAUAAGAUUGUUGAUAAUUUUGUUAAAAUAUCAACUUCGGAACCUCAAAGGCAAAAUGAAAAUAAAGUUGUUACAAAGAUCACCAAUCCAAAAGUGGAAACAAAAACAACGACUUUAGCGACUACUAUAAAAGCAGAAACUAAAACUACAACUACCAAACCAACUACAACUACUAUUGAUCCAGUCUUGUCAGAAUCAAUGGACGAUUUAUUAUCCCAAGUUGUUAAUCAGGCACCUCAAUCUAUUAUUAACUCUGGAAAGAAACCCAAUAAUCAUAAUAAAACUCUGAACAUGGAAACAACAACAAUCACUUUAAAAGAUGAUAAACCUGCUAAGUUAGAGACCACCUCUGUAUCUUCACUUACGACUAAUAAAGAAAAGUUCAAAGAUUCUAAUGAUAUUACAAGCAUUGACAUGACAACUCCAGAAAAAAAUGAAAAUAAACCGAUACAAGAAAAUAAAGUAGAUGAAAAAAUUAAAAUAAACAACAAUUUGGCUCAAAAAGUUAAAAUUGAUAAUAGUAAUGCUCUAAACAAGGUAGAAAAUAAACAAAAUUUGGUAAAAAUAUCUCAGUCAAAUACAAAAAUAGAAGACAAAGAAUUGAAUCCCCAAACAACUACUUCAAAGAUAGAGGAGGUGAACAAAAUUAAAGAAAACAUACAAGUGACUACCAAAGAGAUGACAGCGACCACAGAAAGUAUGACACCUGCAAAUGUAUAUAAGAAAGACCAACCAAAGCCUACAACUACAACUGAAAUUCCUUCUAAAGUAGAAACUUCCAAAACACCAAUAAGUUCUACGAAAAAACCUGAAAUUGUGUCUUCUAGCACAAAUAAAAUAUUGCCAACAGAAGACAACAGAUUAGCUCCCAAAAAAGACCACGAAAAGCUAUCAGAAUUGUCACCUACACCACCAUCUCUACCGAAAGUAGAAGAAUUUAAGAAGAAAAUACAAAAAGUUAAUAUUGACGAUAAAGAAUUGGCUAACGAACGCAAUAAUUCUUGGAAGCUUAUUUCGACCGUAGCGCCUCCAAAAGCAAACGAAAUACCUAAGGAUAAACACAAAGCUGACAGCCAAGAAAGUCUUGAUGAUAAAGAUAUCGUCUUAGAUUUCUCAAAGGAGAAUCAAGGAUUAGAAGUUACUACAAAAGAUAUAGGAGAAGAUAUAGCCCAAUUUACUGAACUGUGUAACGAACUGGCUUUUAGGUACUGGCAAACAAUGACUGAAAAUAUUGAAAAAAGAAGAAGUUUCGUUCUAUCACCUUACUCAGUAACUUCUAUGCUAGCCAUGAUGUUUAUGGGUGCUCGAGGAGCCACAUCUGGAGAAAUGAAUGAAAUUCUUAAACUAGAUGAUAUGGUAACAUUCAACCCCCACUUCACAUUGAAAAAUAUUUCGGAUUCUAUUGAAACAUCUUCGGGGUCGGGUGUAGCAGUCUCUGCAUUCGUAAGAGAACUGUUCAGUGACAAGAGCAAAGGAAAAGUUCUUACUUUCUACAAAGAAAGAGCUCAACAUUUCUAUAAUGGUCACGUUGAAGAAAUAAACUUUAAACUAAUUAGCGAUAUCAUAAGGCGGAGAACAAACUUACUAGUAAAGCGAUACACAUGGGGGAGGAUUGUAGAAUAUAUGAAAGCUAAUACUAUCACAAUGACUCCUCCUCUUGCGGCCUUCUCAGCUAACAUUUUUCAGACCGACUGCUCGGGUUCUUCAGUUGAAGGCAGAGAUGGAGAAAUGUACUUCGUCGUUUCUCCGAACGUCCGCCAAAGGCGCUUGGUACCCGUGCCGGCAGUGGUCUACAGAAAUGGAUUCCUGGCUGGAUACGAUCCAGUUCUCGACGCCACAGCUGCUGCAUUAGGAAGUACUAACUCUGUCAUCAGCACGUUAUUCCUUAUGCCCGGUCAACAAGGAAAUAUUGUUCACACUGAAGAUUUGGAAGCUCUAGAAAAGAGACUGCUUGAUGCCAAUCCAACUACACCUGCAUGGAACAGACUUUUGCGAACUUUGCUUCCACGUAUCGGAUUGGAACUUCAAAUUCCAAGAUUCUCCCAUAAGUCUAUCUUCAACGUUUCUAGAACUUUAAAGAAAAUGGGUCUGAAGGAAUUGUUUGACCCCGAUCACGCGGACUUGGGUGGCUUAAACGGACCUUCCAAAGAUCUUUACCUGUCUGACAUGAUUCAAUCAACGACUUUCGUUACUUGCGGGGAAGGUAUUAUAGGGGAACAGCAUCAUAUAGAGGAAUAUCCCGAGACUUUGUCUGGCCCGCAGAGACGUAGAACUUCUCGAUGGGCAAGUGGGUGGGACGAGCCGAGAGAUUACCAGCGAGCUUUCCACGAUCCACAUGACGUUGGAGAUGCUAUGCACUUGCCGCUACAUCUUCGACCGAGACAAGCGCGACUUCCUGCGAGAAAUGCUCAACCGGCCAGGUUAAAGUUUGAUCGGCCAUUCCUGUACUUUGUGAGACACAAUCCCUCCGGCAUGAUACUCUACGUUGGCCGAUACAACCCGCGGCUUCUGCCUUGAAGGCGUCAGAUAAGACUGUUAGUUUAGUUUAAUUAUAUUCCUAAAAGGAAAGUGAUAAGGAUAUACUGACGCGUGUGAUAUAUGAAUGUUGUUGAUCAAUGAGCAUUUACGUGACAGUAUUAUUUGUAAGUGUAUCGAAGUGCGGAUUGUUCGUCAAAGGGUCUGCGUAGCAUUAUCUUAAUUCAUAUCAAGUGUGAAUAGAUCAAAAUCGAUUUAUUAUAAUGAUGAUGAACGUUUGCAUAAUACGAGGGUAGUGUACUUUUGAA